AUGGCUGACAGCUGCUUCUCCGGGACCUGUGUUCCAGCUGCGUCCACCAGGUCCAUCUGCUCCAGGGACAGGAGCUAUGGCAGCCGGGUCUGCAUGCCCAGUGCUCAUACUGGCCCCUCCUGGGAGGUGGACGACUGCCUGGAGAGCUACUGCGAGCCCCCCUGCUGCACCUCCUCCUGCAGCCAGUCCUCCUGCUGUGCCCCCACCUGCUGCCAGUCCUCCUGCUGUGCCCCCUCCUGCUGCCAGUCCUCCUGCUGUGCCCCCACCUGCUGCCACCCCGUGAACUUUGGGUCCAGCCCCUGCCUAUCAGGCUGCACCAGCUCCUGUGGGCCUUCCUGCUGCCAGCCUGCAUGCUGCACAUCCUCCCCCAGCUGUGUGCCCAUCUGCUGCACACUUGUCUGCUGUACACCUGUCUGCUGCAAGCCUGUCUGCUGCACACCUCUCUGUUGCAAGCCCGCCUGCUGUGGGGCCAGCCCCUGCUCCUCCUCCUCCUCAUGCUGCCAGCCCUCUCCCUGUGCCCCCUCCUGCUGCAAACCCUCCUCCUGCAUGUCCCUCAUCUGCCAACCCGUGUGCAAGCCUGCCUGCUGUGCCCCUGCCUCCUCCUCCAUGUCCCUGCUCUACUGCCCUGCAUGUCCCCGCCCAGCCUGCUGUGGCACCUCAUCCUGCCACAACCCCUGCUGCUGA
Molecule: messenger RNA, 684 nt
Organism: Echinops telfairi (small Madagascar hedgehog)
Lineage: Eukaryota; Metazoa; Chordata; Mammalia; Afrosoricida; Tenrecidae
Product: keratin-associated protein 10-8-like
Exons: 2
Coding region: 1-684 (227 amino acids)
Cellular component (GO): keratin filament
Source: RefSeq, a predicted model, not a curated record